GAGGCAGAAACACCCUUUGCAAAAUGCCCUUGUCUAGCCCCAGGGAAUGUCUGGUCAUGUAGGAUAAUUGAAUAUGACACAUGUUCAGAAGAAAUCAGGUGAAGCUUCUAGAGCCUGGAAGUGUGUUAGAUGCUGCUAGGGUGGUGUCCUCCUCUGUAAAAUGGAAUUGAAAGUAGUCCUUAGACCUGAUUUCCUUCCCUGGAAUGCUCUAUUCUUUUCCAAAUGAAAAAAGUGCGUGUGUCAGGGAGUUCAAUUUCUAAUAACUCUCAGAAGGAAAAAGUGAACACUGAGGAAAGAGAGCAUACCACUGAACAUCCAAACCAGCACCAUGUCAACAGUGGAGCAGGCAUGGAUGGGAAGAAAUGCAGUGUGUGGAUGUUUUUACCCCUUGUUUUUACCUUGUUUACUUCAGCUGGACUAUGGAUAGUAUACUUCAUAGCUGUGGAAGAUAACAAAAUUUUCUCUUUAAAUGCACCUGAAAGGAAACCUGGUCAGAAACAUGCACCCUAUAUAAGUAUUGCAGGUGAUGAACCUCCUGCAAGUUGUGUGUUCAGUCAAGUGAUGAACAUGGCAGCAUUUCUUGCCCUUGUGGUAGCAGUUCUUCGUUUCAUACAGUUGAAACCCAAAGUUUUAAACCCAUGGCUGAACGUGAGUGGCUUGGUGGCCCUGUGCCUGGCUUCCUUUGGAAUGACAUUACUGGGUAAUUUUCAGCUCACCAACGAUGAAGAAAUCCAUAAUGUGGGCACUUCCCUAACUUUUGGAUUUGGUACAUUGGCGUGUUGGAUCCAGGCUGCUCUGACGCUCAAAGUCAACAUCAAGAAUGAGGGUCGGAAGAUUGGGAUUCCAAGGGUGAUACUAGCAGCAUCUAUUACUCUCUGUGUGGUCCUCUAUUUCAUUCUCAUGGCCCAAGAAAUCCACAUGUAUGCAGCCCGGAUUCAGUGGGGCCUUGUGAUGUGCUUCCUGUGUUACUUUGGCACCUUUGCCGUGGAGUUCCGACACUACCGUUAUGAGAUUGUUUGCUCCGAGUACCAAGAGAAUUUCCUGAGUUUCUCUGAAAGCCUAUCAGAAGCAUCUGAGUAUCAAACCGACCAAGUGUAAUUUGACUUACUUUGACCUUGAUGAUGGUGACCAUGGGGAAAGGAGUAGGGGCUGACACAGGCAAAAAAUGUCACAUAUGACAUAUGACACUCACCAACACACACACACACGUAUGUUCAUAGCCACUAUCACUAAAGAGCCUCUCUUCAGGGUGGAUUGUUUCUUUAAAGGGGAAAAAAAAAAGAGUAUGAGCCCCUACAUGGAAAUUCUUGUAUCUUCAAUACAAACCACAGACCAAGAAGCUUUUGCAAGACCAUGUAUCUCCCCCACCCCUUGCUUGUCUCUUUUUCCCAAUCCUCCCCACUCCCCUGCCCUCCUUACCUAUUAUGGUUUCUCCAUUCAUAUCCUUUACUAUUAGGUAGGAUCACUCAAAAGGGGAAUGGAGAAGGCACCAAUUCCUCAAGCUUUUCUUCAGGUCUAAGGAAGAUUGGAACAAGCCAUUCAAAAUCUUCAGAGUUCUGACCCAGAUGAGCUUCAUAAUGGAUGACCCUUGUCUGAAUGGAAGUUAUCCAAAGAAAAGUACUGAGAUAUUGGGGGCUUGGGGGAGCCUGCCAUCCCAACAGACACUUGUUUGUUUCAUUGUGACUUAAAAGUGGUGCCAUGUGUGUCCAAUGAAAAAUUACGUUCCAUAAUUUUAGAGAGAGACUCUACUAGGAUGGAUUACAGAACUACCAUUCAUGUGAAACAAGAUGAAGAUGUGAUUUUGUUUUUAAAUGUACUUCCUAUAGUCUAUCCUGGAUAGUAUUUUUUGUUUCUCUCACUCCCCAAAAUUGUCUCUUCAGUAUCAUUUUGCAUCUCAUGGUCAGAAAAGGAUCGAUGUCUGCCUUGUAUUGUAGCCAUUCACAAUAAGUCAGAAUGUUAUCCCCUGAAGAUUUAAUUUACUGGGAUUGGGGUGGGAUGGGGGUUUCCAUUAGAGGAAGCUAAGAUAACUUAUAGGAAAGGAUAAGCUAUAGAGAAGGACCAAAAAGAGCUGAAGGUUGUCUCAGAUGAGCCAUCAUGAAAAGGCAAGCAUUAGGUUACCUUAGUGCAAGUUUGAAAGCAAAAGAGGCCCAUGAAAUGCUCAGACUUUGUUUCUUAUUCUUCUUGGUGCCCCAGUAUUCCAUGGAUGCAUGGCUUCUAGUGUGUCUGGGGGGUGGAGGCUGCCACAAUUCAAUCAUAUCAUCCUGCCUGCGCUUUGUUCUGGAGAUCCUCCUGACUGGCUCAGAGGAGCUGAGAUUUCACAGAUUUACAGUUUUAAAAACUACUGCUUUGGAUCCAAUGAAGGAAACAUCAGCAAAAAAUCAUUAAAGAACAAAAACUAAAACUAAGGAACGAGAUUUUUAUUUUAUUUUAAAUAUGGUGGGACUGUCACCCACAUGAGGUGCAAGAAUAAAUGUAGUUGUGAAAGGGUUUAAAAAAAAAAAACUAGAAAAAGUAAAUUUUUUUGGCUAAAAGUCAGCAAGCAUCAUGCAGGAAAAAUUUCAAGCAAAGAAUAAUCUUUUUAUUAAAAGGGCAUCUAUUUGUAAAUAUUCCAAGGUAACAUUUAUUCUUUUUAAAAAGAAAAAAACUGCUUUUGUUUUUAUCAUUUUUAUAUUGUAAAAUUUUAUCAAAGAAAAACAUAGAAGGUGUGUGAUGACUUCUUUAACUUUCCACAACUAAAGAUCAAGCUGCUGACUUUGGGUGGUGGGAUAUUGUACUAUGCUUGUGAGAGUCUGUCUAAUGGUGCCCUCUGGCAAAGCUAAGCAAUUAUCAGUAUCACACACAGGGUCAGGACCACUAAAUAAAAUGCUUUUAUGACAAAA
Antechinus flavipes (yellow-footed antechinus) is the source of this 2879-nucleotide messenger RNA. It is a transcript of the gene TMEM150C, whose product is annotated as transmembrane protein 150C. The transcript has 9 exons. The record is from RefSeq and is a predicted model, not a curated record. Bases 223 to 1098 code for a protein of 291 amino acids. NCBI's taxonomy places the organism in Eukaryota, Metazoa, Chordata, Mammalia, Dasyuromorphia, Dasyuridae.